Messenger RNA from Branchiostoma belcheri (Belcher's lancelet), 5901 nucleotides. Its product is annotated as myosin-16-like. The record is from RefSeq and is a predicted model, not a curated record. Gene Ontology annotation, cellular component: myosin complex. Gene Ontology annotation, molecular function: actin filament binding; ATP binding; cytoskeletal motor activity. The transcript has 36 exons. Bases 1 to 5901 code for a protein of 1966 amino acids. NCBI's taxonomy places the organism in Eukaryota, Metazoa, Chordata, Leptocardii, Amphioxiformes, Branchiostomatidae.
AUGCCUGCCUACGGUCCCUCCCUCGAGGACCAGCCGUCGGACAAGUUCCUGUACGGCGACCCGAAGGACAUGAUGAAGCUGAAGAACCAGCCGUACGACGCCAAGAAGAACGUCUGGGUCCCCGACAAGAAGGAGAUCUUCGUGGCGGCGGAAGUCAAGAGCACGAAGGGAGACCAGGUCACCGUCACGACUGCGGAUGGACAGACCUUGGCUGUGAAGAAGGAGAAGAUUCAGCAAAUGAACCCGCCAAAGUUCUCCUGUGCCGAGGACAUGGCCAACAUGACGUUUCUGAACGAGGCGUCAGUUCUGGGCAACCUGAGACAGCGUUACGACCUCGUGCUCAUCUAUACGUACUCCGGGUUGUUCUGCGUGGUGAUCAACCCGUUCAAGCGGCUGCCCAUCUACACGGAGCAGGUGAUCGACAUGUACCGCGGGAAGAGGCGUACCGAGGUGCCGCCGCAUCUCUUCUGCGUGGCCGAUAACUCCUACCAGAACAUGAUCAUGGAGAAAAUGUGCCAGUCUAUCCUCAUCACUGGUGAAUCCGGUGCGGGAAAGACCGAGAACACCAAGAAGGUUAUCGCGUACUUCGCGAUCGUCGGUGCCUCGCGGGCUGUCGUUCCGGGGGAAAAGAAGCAGGCGACUCUGGAGGAGCAAAUCGUCCAGACUAACCCUGUUCUGGAGGCUUUCGGGAACGCCAAGACCGUCAGGAACAACAACUCCUCACGUUUUGUAAGUAGACUCUGUAGUCUCAAUCGAUGUCAUUUCGUCCUGUCCUUAUGGCUGUAUCUUCUCCAGGGUAAGUUCAUCCGGAUCCAUUUUGACCGUCGGGGGAAGCUCGCUGGCGGAGACAUCGAGACCUAUUUGCUGGAGAAGUCUCGCGUGAUCUCGCAGUUGCCGGGAAUGGAGCGUGGUUACCACAUCCCCUUCCAGAUGAUGUCCAAUGGCAUCCCGGGAACAACGGAUAAGUACAACAUGGGUACGGACCCGUCCGUGUUUAAGUUCCUGCGGGAGGGAGUGUACACCGUGCAGAAUCUGGACGACGGAGAGGAGUUCCGUAUGACAGACGAGGGCUUCGACAUUCUGAAGUUCUCCCCGGAGGAGAAAGACAACAUCUACCGGAUCUGCUCCGGGAUCCUGUGGUUCGGUAACACGGAGUUCGUACAGAGGGGAGACCAGGGAGAGGUGGACAACUAUGACGUUCUGGACAAGGCGGCAGCCCUGUUCGGUGUGGAAGGUCCGGGUCUGUCCAACGCCAUCACCCGGCCCCGGGUGAAGGUAGGCAGCGAGUUCGUGACGAAAGGACAGACCGGCAAGCAGUGUAACAACACCGUGGGCGCCCUGGCCAAGGCCACGUACGAGAGAACCUUCAAGUUCAUCGUCGCCAAGUGUAACGAGACACUGGAGACGGAGAUGGAACGUGUCAUGUUCAUAGGCGUGUUGGACAUCGCUGGGUUUGAGAUAUUUGAGCUGAACAGUUUUGAGCAGCUGGCCAUCAACUACACGAACGAGAAGCUGCAGCAGUUCUUCAACCACCACAUGUUCGUGGUGGAGCAGGAGGAGUACAAGUCCGAGCAGAUCGAGUGGACGUUCGUGGACUUCGGCAUGGACCUGCAGGCCUGUCUGGACCUCCUGGAGAAGCCUCUCGGCGUUCUGUCCAUGUUGGAGGAGGAGUGCAUCGUGCCUAAAGCCACGGACAAAACCUACCUGAACAAGCUGAUGACACAACACCUGGGGAAGAACCCCAAGUUUGGCAAGCCAAAAGCGACCAAGAAGAAGUACCCUGCUCACUUUGACCUGGGUCACUACGCCGGACCUGUGAGUUAUAACGUGGACGGUUGGCUGGAGAAGAACAAGGACCCUGUGAACGAGAGCGCCGUGCUCGUUCUCAAGGCGUCCAAAAUCCCGCUACUGCCGGUCAUCUGGGCGGACUACAUCACCCAGGAGGAGGCAUCAACGAUAAAGAAAGACCCCAUGAUGGCAGCCGGUGCAGGCGGCGGGAAGAGGAAGAAGGGUGGGUCGUUCCAGACCGUAUCGGCCCUGCACAGGGGCCAACUGUUUGAGCUGAUGAACACCCUACACGAGACGUACCCGCACUUUGUCCGCUGUAUCAUCCCUAACGAGAUCAAGACAGGCGGGAUCAUAGACGGCCCGCUGGUGUACAACCAGCUGACGUGUAACGGCGUUCUGGAGGGGAUCCGGAUCUGUCAGAAGGGAUUCCCCAACAGGAACCUCUACUCAGACUUCUUGGAAAGGUACUCCGUUCUGGCACCUCAUAUCUUCGCUGACCGGAAAUUCAUACAGGGGAAGGAGGCUUGCAAACAGAUCCUGGAGCACAUCAAAUUGGACACCAAGAGAUACCAGAUUGGACUCAACAAGGUGUUCUUCAAAGCCGGGACGCUGGCCAUGCUGGAGGAACUGCGGGAUGACCAGAUUAAUAAGAUCAUCACGUGGAUGCAGUCCCGGGCCAGGGGCAUGGAACAGAAGAGGAAGUUCUGGAACAUGUACAAGGCUAAACAUGCGACUCGGAUCCUGAAGAAUAACAUCAAGGCGUGGUUCCGCCUGAAGACAGACUGGUGGAUCAUCCUGUAUCAACUACUCAAGCCGCAACUCACCGGCAGCAAGGCUGAGGAGUAUCUGAAGGAGACAACUGUCCAACUCGCGGUAGAGGAGAAGAAGUACGAGAAGACAGUGAGCCAGAGAAAGGCCCUGCAGCAGAAACUCAACGACCUUGAGGCUGAAACGAAGGACAUCAAAAAUCGCCUGGAAACGGAACAAGCCGUGAUGCAGAACGCCGAAGAGCAUGUCGGGAACCUCCUGAAAGAAAAGGCAGAACUUGACGCGCAGGCGCAGGAGGUGGAGGAACGUCUGGAGGAUGUUGCCGACCAAAACAGACAUCUUGAGUCCAAGAAAAUCAAGGCUGAGAUGGAGGCCGAGGAGCUACAGAAGGAGAUUGAGGGAAUCACACUCAAACUCAGCAAACGGGAGAAGGAAAAACAGGAGGUUGAAGACAAGCUGCGAGCCAUGAUAGAAGAAGUUGCCGUCAACGAUGAGCUCAUCAGUAAGCUGUCCAGGGAGAAGAAGAAACUGGACGAGUUGAACGCACAAACCUUGGACGACCUUCAGUCGGAAGAAGACAAGGUGCAGAACCUCUCCAAGCUCAAGGUCAAGUUGGAACAGACGCUGGAUGACCUCGAGGACAACCUUGAGCAUGAGAAGAAGAUCCGAGGUGACGUGGACCGGGUAAAGCGGAAGUUGGAGAAUGACUUCAAGAACACCCUGGACCUGGUGUCAGAAACGGAGCGAUACAAGUCCGAGUUGGAGGAGAAACUAAAAAAGCGAGAAUUUGAGAUCAACGCCCUGCACGCCAAGGUAGAAGACGAGACCAGCAUGGCUCAGCAGCUACAGAAGAAGGUGAAAGAACUCCAGGGCCGAAUUGAAGAGCUGGAAGAGGAACUGGAGACAGAACGUGCCGCCAGAGCCAAGCUUGAAAGACAACGCGCUGAACUAACGCGAGAACUCGACGACAUCGGCGAGAAGCUAGAGGAGUCCAGCGGCGCUACCGUAGCACAGGUGGAACAGAACAAGAAACGGGAGGCCGAGCUACAAAAGGUCCGACGUGAACUUGAAGAGGCCACGAUUUCACACGAAGCAGCGACGGUCAGCCUGAGAAAGAAGCACAACGACACCGUGACAGACCUGACAGAACAGGUGGAGGGACUCCUCAGGGUCAAGGCCAAGCUGGAGAAGGAGAAGAACACCCUGCGGGUAGAAGUGGACGACCUCGCGGCGACCAUGGAACAGGCGACUAAAAACAGGGUUCAAGCAGAGAAGGCUAACAAGCUGCUGGAGGAGCAUCUCACAGACGCAAACGCGAAGGUUGAGGAGAACCAGAGGUUACUCCAAGAUCUGAUGUCGCUGAAGCAGAAGCUGACGUCGGAACAUAACGACCUGAUGCGGCAGCUGGAGGAGUCCGAGGCGUCGUCCAACCAGCUGAGCCGGACCAAGAGCAUGCUGACGCAGCAGAUGGAGGAGGUCAAGCGCCAGCUCGAGGAGGAGACCAAGUCCAAGAACACGCUGGCGCACCACCUCCGCGCCAUCCAGACGGACUGCGACAACCUGCGGGAGUCCCUGGAGGAGGAGCAGGAGGGAAAGUCCGAACUCCAGCGCAACCUCACCAAGGCCAACGCCGAGGUCGCCGCCUGGCGCUCCAAGUAUGAAACGGACGCUAUCCAACGAACGGAAGAGCUGGAGGAGGCCAAGAAGAAACUUGCUGCCAGGUUACAGGACGCAGAAGAACAAGUUGAGGCCGCCAACGCGAAGUGCGCCAGUUUAGAGAAGACCAAGAACAGACUGGCCGGGGAGGUGGAGGAUCUGAUGCUGGACGUGGAGAAGGCCAACACCGCCUGCGCACAGUUGGAGAAGAGACAGCGGCUGCUCGAUAAACUGGUAGUAGAAUGGAAGGCCAAAUGCGAGGCGUUACAGCUGGAGUUAGACGCCUCGCUGAAGGAGAGCAGGACUUAUCAGGCCGAGCUGCUCAAGCUGAAGACCGUCAUGGACGAGGCAAUGGAGGCCCUGGAAACCACCAAGAAGGAAAACAAGGCUUGUCAAACUGAAAUCAACGACAUGAACGACCAGCUAGCGGAGAUCGCCAAGCAGAUCCACGAGCUGACGAAGGCGAAGAAGCGUCUGGAGACGGAGCGGGACGAGCAGCAGAACGCGCUGGACGAGGCGGAGGGCUCGCUGGAGAUCGAGCAGGGGAAGGUGGUGCGGGUCCAACUGGAGCUGGCGCAGCUCAAGGGAGACAUCGAGAAGAGGUUGGCUGAGAAGGAGGAGGAAUUCGAGGCCACCAGGAAGCACCACCUUCGCGCCAUCGAGUCGAUCGAGGCUCAGAUCGAGGCUGAGAACAAGGGUAAAGUGGACGCCCUGCGGAUCAGGAAACACCUGGAGGGGCAUCUUAACGACAUCGAGGUGCAACUCACCACCGCCAACCGGGCUAACGCCGAGGCCAGGAAAACUAUCGCCAAACUACACAACCAGAUACAGGAGAUGCAGGUUCAGAUAGACGACGAGCAGCGUCAGCGGGACGAGAUUCGGGAGCAGUACAACAUCUCCGAGCGGAAGAACCAGAUGCUGCUGGCCGAGACAGACGAGGUUCGCGGGCAGUUGGACACGGCUGAGCGGUCCCGUAAGACUGCCGAGGCCGCCCUGGUGGAGAGUAACGAGCGGCUGGCUGAGCUGAGCACGCAGAACUCCGCCCUGGCCGGGCACAAACGGAAACUGGACGGGGACCUGCAGGAGAUUCACGCCACCCUGGAGGAAACCAUCUCCGAGCACAAGCAGACCGGCGAACGGGCGAAAAAGGCCAUGGCAGACGCUUCCCGUAUGGCUGAGGAGUUACGUGGAGAGCAGGAGCAUUCUCAACAAAUGGACAAAGCCAAAAGAACUCUUGAAGCGAAUGUGAAAGACUUACAACGCAGGUUGGACGAGGCGGAGGCCAUAGCACUGAAAGGCGGAAAACGUGCCGUGGCGAAGCUCGAGACUAGGAUCCGGGACUUGGAGACCCUUAUCGACGAGCACAGACGUCUUCACCAGGAGGACAUCAAACAGCUGCGUAAGAACGAGCGCCGCCUCAAGGAGAUGACUUUCCAGGCUGAGGAGGACGCUAAGAACCAGGAGCGUCUCCAAGAGCUGGUGGAGAAACUGCAGCUGAAGAUCAAGGCUUUCAAGCGCCAGGUGGAGGAGGCGGAGGAGCAGGCGUCGAGCAACUUUGCCAAGUACCGCAAGGUGCAACACGAGGUGGAGGACCACUCCGAGCGGGCCGAGAUCGCCGAGGGAUCCCUCAACAAGCUGCGCUCCAAGACCGUCACCUACACCGUCAAGACUACACGCCAUUCUAACUAG